AUGUUCUCCGCUUCUUCCCCCCCACUCUCCUUCUCCAACUCCCGCAUGUCGCGUCCAUUGAAACAAAGAGACACCGCUUGCGCUCGUUGUUUUCGUUUGAAACGGAAAUGCGACCAUGCAAAACCUACCUGUGGCGAAUGUCGCCGUAAAGGCGCAGAGUGUUUACCGGCCCGAUCUCGUCGAUCCGGGGACAAUAUUACAGUCCCACUAACCUACUUGAAAGAGUUGGAGAGGACAGUGGCUGAACUGGAGAGUCGAUCUCGUGGAAAGGAUACAAAAGUCGAAAUGCGGGACGUAGGUGUCCAGACAGACUCGGUUACAGUGGAUGAUGAUAUACCUGUCAACCUAUGCACGCCAUGGAACGAUCAAGAGAAAUCACUGGAUUGGAAACCGGACUUGAUGUCGGAUGACAGUACGCUUGUAUUAUUUGCUCCAACACAGUAUCAGGACCGGAUAUCCAGGCCUCCUUCUAUUUCACAGCUUUCAUUUACAGACACAUUCUCCUUGAAUGAAGAAACCCUGAAUUUCCUACGCCUCGAUAAUAGCCCUGUGUACCCACUGAUCGGUGACGAUUCUCCGUGGCUAACCGAGCUUUAUACGAACAUCUAUUUUUCAAUAUCCCACCGUGAAUGGCCCUUUCUCAACGAGAACACCUGGAAGAUAUGGCAAAAGGAUGAUCAUACGGAUGGGCGAGAAGAAUGGCGGACCUUUUUCCUGCGCAUGGUCUAUGCUAUUGGUGCAUCACUGUGUAGCAUCAUGCGUCGAGACCCGGCACAUUCUGUACGAUCCAAGGAACUUUACGCAUCUGCGAUGAAUUAUUAUCCACAUGUUGUGGGUCAUCCAUCAAUGGUCUUACAAGUCCAAGCCUCACUCCUUCUGGUCGUUUACGCGUUGCAUUCGUCAUCAUCGAAUGAGAUUGCUACCAGUGUGGCUUCAAUUGUACCAUUCUGUACGGCAGCAAUGACGGAGAUUCGUAAAUACGCACGAGCCAGUCCCGAUGGAGAGGUUACUGCCACUUCGGGGGAGGUUUUGACAGAGAACAUGUUCAUUGCUUGCUACAUGUUAAAUGUGAUAAUUGCAUCCGGAUGGGAUAGACCAGUAUCUGAUGCAUACAAGGCGGUCGAAGAUGAUAUGCGUACCCUGGGAGAUAUAAUUCAACCCCCUGUCAAUACAAACCCUGCACUAAGUCAUCUGUUCCGAUUGCGAAAAAUCCAAGCAAAUAUUAGAAGAUCACUUGAAAGAUCCCGGUGGCAAUUCUCCGACCAAAAAGAUGCUCUCAGCCAUUCCCUCAAGUCUGCACUUGAUAUAUGGAGGCAAGAUAUUCCUCGAUAUGGAACAGCAAAUGUUUCAUGUGGCUACUAUCAUCCAAGUUGGAUGGCAAAGCUGUAUGACUACAGCAUCUUAAUUUUGUUGGAGGACAAGCAUAACUUCUUGGAUCAUGAAGGAACAGAAGAGAUCUUUGCCGCCGUCGUGGAAGUGUGUAUCAAGUACCGAUAUUUACAGGAAGAAGGACACGUGUUGUGCUUUACCUGGUCUGCUCUCGUGUACCAAUUUAGGGCUGGUAUCAUGCUUCUAUAUCUGAUUUGGGCGACGAGACCGAUAGCGGACAGUUCGUACCUACAACAAAGCCGAACUUACAAUUCCCCCGAGGCAAUUGAGGCUUGCACAAAAAGCUUAACUUGCUUUACCGAUCAAUGGAGUGAUGCUUUGCCAUAUUUAAAGGUAUUUGAAUUCUUGCAGCAGAGGAUAAUAUGGAGCUCUGAUACGGUUGCCCCGGUUGCCCCACGUGUGGAAAUCUUGACUCUGGAGGAGACUGAGGCUCAUCUCGAGAGCUUAAAGGAAAGCUAUUUACACAAGGCCAUCUUAGGUAUGAUCGAAGAUAUGAUGUACGGAGGAGCAGUACGUUAUGAAACUAUUUCAGACGACUUUAUGACGGGAGUAUCGUGA
This is a messenger RNA of Penicillium verhagenii, 1947 nucleotides long. RefSeq lists its product as uncharacterized. The record is from RefSeq and is a predicted model, not a curated record. NCBI's taxonomy places the organism in Eukaryota, Fungi, Ascomycota, Eurotiomycetes, Eurotiales, Aspergillaceae. The coding region runs from base 1 to 1947 and encodes 648 amino acids. Gene Ontology annotation, biological process: positive regulation of transcription by RNA polymerase II. The transcript has 3 exons. Gene Ontology annotation, molecular function: sequence-specific DNA binding; DNA-binding transcription factor activity, RNA polymerase II-specific; zinc ion binding.